AGAAGAAAAGAAUAACGAAAGGAAGAAAUAAUAGUAAUAAUACUAAAAGAAAGAAAGAAAAAGAAAAAAGAUAUGGAAGUAUGGUUAUUUUGAUUGUCAAAGAUCAUUGCCAGAAGAGAAUAUGAAAAAACCAGGCAGAAAGUUAUAUCCCUUGCAAGAUUAAAGUAGAUUCUUUAUCAUCUAUUCUGACCACCAAGCCCAAGAACCUUAGAAAUUUUCUUUACCAUUUGGAAGAUCAAACCAAAGAAAAAGGAAAGGAAAUGCAUACCUUCAAGAAACUCAAAUUUUUAGGUUCUCUCCAGCUUCUAAUCCUCAAUCUCUUCUUCAUCACUUGUCUGUCCCAACACACAUCUUCAAUCUUAUGCGGAAAAAUCCCAAUUCAGAUUCCAUUUAUCAGUUCUAAUUCAACUGUUUCAUCCCUUUUAAAUCACUCGAUGCUAUGCAGAUCUCAUAAGUUGUACUUCAGAACCUCUCUUGGUCUUUUUCCAGUUUCUUCAGUCAACUACACAACUAAAACAUUAACCAUUUCUCACCCUUCUCGCUCUUCUUCACAACAUUUUAUCUCUCCUGCUCUUCUAUUAGCUGGUUUUCCUACUCCUCUAACGCCAAACUCACUUCUUCUCUUCAACUGCUCAAGCAAAAAUCAUCCAGGGACAUCUUUUAUAGGUAACUGCAGUCGCUUGAAGGCUUUUGCAGCUUCUUCUCAAAAUCAAGAGCAAGAACUUGAAGUCCCUUACUCAUGUUUACUAGUCAACGACAUUGAAAAGCUUGACGGGGGUUUUCAUCCAAAAGAUUUGAAUUGUUCGCAUUACAGACUGGUGUACAGAAGUUCUUCGAAAGAUGAUGACUACAGUGAAUAUGAGUUAGGGAGCAGGAUAUCUUUCGACAUUCCUGAUCAUGUGCCAGAUAUCUGCAACGAAUGCCAAAAGCCUAAUGGAAAUUGUGGAGUUGGACUGAGGUGUAUAUGUCAUCCUAAAGAGUGUAAAGACAAGGUCAUUUCUAUAGCUGGAUCAGUCAAGCAAUUCGGUAACAAUGUACUCAUCUCUGUACUUUCUUUCAUUGUAAUCUUUGUUUCCUUCACGGACUUUUGAUACAAGAAACUAAAAUACUGAGCUUAUACCAAAUAUUUGUUGCUUUUUUCAAUUCUCAUUAAUGUUGUAUCAGAAAUCCAAUCCAAAUUCUAGUUCUAGGUUUACCAA
This is a messenger RNA of Jatropha curcas, 1199 nucleotides long. RefSeq lists its product as uncharacterized. The record is from RefSeq and is a predicted model, not a curated record. NCBI's taxonomy places the organism in Eukaryota, Viridiplantae, Streptophyta, Magnoliopsida, Malpighiales, Euphorbiaceae.